AUGGAAAAAGAAAGGUAAUUCAAUUUUUUUUGCUAGUCGUAUAUAUGUAUUUCUAUAAAUAUAAUCAAUUUCUAAUUAAUGUUUUUCAAUGUUUAUUAACUUAAAAUUACAUGCGGUAAUUCGUUUAAUAAUUAUUUUUUUUAAAUUAUGUAAUAUAUUGAAAUUAAUGCAUCAGGUUUACAAUGCUCCUUUUGGAUCCUGGAGAAAUAUUCUUUGAGGAUUAUAGUGUUCAAAUGAAAGUAGUUGAUAAUUGUACUUCAGAAGAACAAAAAUGGAAAGAUGGAAGAUUAAAAUUAUGUUCAAAAUCCUUAGUAUUUGUAAACAAAGAUAUUAAUCAACCUCUAAUUAAAAUUCAACUUAAGGAAACUAUAGCUAUUGAUCAGUAUCAAUCCAACAAUGAUAUAGCAAAAUGUGGCAAUGGUCAAAUAUUAUUGGUCAAAUGCAAACAAUAUGUGAAGAUGUUAGAAAAAAAUAUACUUGCACCAUAUAAAUUUAUACAUCAGAAUGCUACUUUUCACUUCUAUUUUAAUUAUGCAAAAAUAGAUGAUUGUCUUCCACAAAUUCUCCAGUUAUUUAGAGCAGCUACUUUGCCAACAGCUGAACAAAAUGCCAUGAUUAUGGCUAUUGUGCACUCUAGACAAUCCAGAGUAUCAUUUGAUACAUCAUGGUUGGAAGAUUUAUAUGAACAGGUAGUACUAGAAACUCAAGCAAAUAAAGUAUUGCCUCUUGUUAUAAAUCCAGGAAGAAUACUUUUAACGACUUCAAGAAUUUAUUUUCAACCUUAUAAUAAUUUAGAUCAAGGACUUGAAAUUAAAUGGAUACGACAACCUGAAAAUAAGCUUGAACAUUUAUUUAUAUCGUUAAAAAGUCAAAAUGAUAGGGAUGAAUUAUACACAAAUUUAUUAAAUCAACCUACAAUUUCGUUAGAAAAAGUACCUCAAGAUCAAAUGACUAUGAGGUGGCAAAAUGGUUCUUUAUCAAAUUAUGAUUAUCUUUUGUAUAUUAAUAGUUUGGCAGAUAGAACUUUCCAUGAUUUAACUCAAUAUCCAGUUAUGCCUUGGAUAUUACAAGAUUACACAUCUACUGCAAUAGAUUUAAAUGAUACUAAUAUUUAUAGAGAUCUCUCAAAACCUAUUGGAGCUCUUGAACUAAAUCGGUUAGAAAGAUUAAAGGAACGGUAUUUGGAAAUGUCUGAACCAAAAUUUUUAUAUGGAUCUCAUUAUAGCGCACCAGGAUUUGUAUUAUUUUAUUUAGUACGGAAGUAUCCUCAAUAUAUGCUUUGUUUACAAAAUGGAAGAUUUGAUCAUCCAGAUAGAAUGUUUAAUAGGUAUUACAUAAUUACUCUGUCGACUCUGCAGAAUCGAUUUUUUGUUUCACUCUUACCAACAAAAACACCUAACAGUGUAGCUGACGUAUGGAAAAAUGUUUUGGUGAACAUGUCUGACUUUAAAGAACUGAUCCCGGAAUUUUAUGACACAAGCAAUGGUGGUGAUUUUUUAGUAAAUAGUUAUGGUAUUGAUUUUGGUUAUCGACAUGAUGGGACGAAAAUAGGAGAUGUACAGUUACCACCAUGGGCAAAUGGAUCAGCUCAUUUUGUACAAAUAUUAAGAAAUGCCUUAGAGAGUGAUUAUGCUUCUCAAAAUCUUCAUCAUUGGAUUGAUUUAAUUUUUGGGUAUAAACAAAGAGGAAUCGAAGCAGAGAAAGCUAAUAAUGUAUUUUUCCAUUUAUGUUAUGAAGGAGCAGUAGAUUUAGAUACUAUUAGAGAUAUUAAUGAUAGACAUGGUUUGGAGAUACAAAUCAUGGAAUUUGGUCAAAUACCAAAACAAAUUUUUACUCUACCACACCCAAAGCGUUCUGUAUUUAUGCUAAAUAAAUUGCAUACUAAAACUAUUUCAGUAUCAAUUGAGAAUGAAAUAGAAGACAAAGAAAAUCCUACAGGGAAAACUUUUGAAUUACAUGAAUUAAUAAUGUUCCAAUCUCAUAAAGAAAGUGUGAGCAGCAUUAUCAUAACAAGUAAAGAAGAAAUUAAUGAAGUAAUAUCAGUUGGACAAGAUGGAAUGCUUAAAUUAUAUAGCAUAAAAAAUAAAAAAUUAACGCGUAAUGUAUCUUUAUCAUCGUUACCACUUUCUUCUUGUGUAUCAUAUUAUACAUCUUCUCAUCGCAAUAUAUUAGUUGCCGGUUCUUGGGAUAAUACACUAAUAUUUUAUGACAUUGAGUUUGGCAGAGUAAUAGAUGUACUACAAGGACAUGAAGAUGCUGUUUCCUGUUUAGUAUUAAGUGCUACUCGUCGGAUUAUUAUUUCUGGUUCAUGGGAUUGUACAGCAAAAGUAUGGCAAAGUUAUACUUCUGGGACAAAAAUUAAACCAGCUGAGUGCCUUAUUGCACAAUUAGAUCAUGAUGCUAAAGUAACUUGCAUCAACAUAUCAGGCUCAUAAUUGUAAAAUAAAUGCAAUGGUAUUUGAUCAAGAAGGAAAAAGCAUAAUAUCAUGUGCAGAGGAUAAAAUACUAAAUAUAAUUGAUGUUUAUACAAGUACUCAGAUUUAUCGUACAACUAUAGAAUAUGAACCUUUAACACUAACAUGGUUCAAAAGUUUUUUAUUAAUAGGCGAUAAUAAUGGUAAUAUUAAUGUUUGGAACCGCCAAGGUGCAGUUUUUAUCACACAAAUACAUUGUCAUGAUGGUACAGUAUUCUCUAUAUUAAUUUCUUAUACUUACAUUAAAAAAUUAAAUAUUUACAUAUUUAAUUUAUAUGUGAUUUUAUUAAUAAUUAAGACCAUUAUUUUUUAGGUCCAAUCAAUACAUUAUCAGUAUCAAUAGAAAAUAAUAUAGUUUUAACUGGUGGAAGAGAUAGGAAAAUAAUCGUAUGGGAUUGUAAAAAUGUAUAAGUCAUGUUGUAAUAUCUAUAAUGACUGAAAGAUUUUGUAGUUAUAAAUUGCAUUAUCAAUUUAUAGUAAAACUUUUCAUUUUAGAAAAUAUAA
Heterotrigona itama is the source of this 2978-nucleotide messenger RNA. The record is from the annotation of a GenBank genome assembly. Lineage: Eukaryota; Metazoa; Arthropoda; Insecta; Hymenoptera; Apidae.